This is a messenger RNA of Hevea brasiliensis (rubber tree), 1265 nucleotides long. RefSeq names its product NF-X1-type zinc finger protein NFXL2-like. NCBI's taxonomy places the organism in Eukaryota, Viridiplantae, Streptophyta, Magnoliopsida, Malpighiales, Euphorbiaceae. The transcript has 8 exons. Bases 1 to 633 code for a protein of 210 amino acids. The record is from RefSeq and is a predicted model, not a curated record.
AUGGACGACAUGCUUGUAAACGAAGCUGCGGUGAUGGGGACUGUCCACCAUGUGGAGAGAUGUGUCUCAGAACAUCUACUUGCUUAUGCUAUUUAUUUGUGGUUCCCUGUGGUGCUGAGAAGAACCAAAAGCCCCCUAGAUGUCGUAAAUUGUGUGGUAUGCCUCCUUUAUGUAGGCAUGGAUCAGACAGCAAGAUGUCAUGGUACAAGAUCACCACCUAACCCAGAAUUCACAUUGAAACCAAAGAAAAAGAAACCAAAUCAUCAGAGUGAAUGUACUAGAGUCUUCCUGCCCUUCUUGCCCAGAACUUGUUGCCAGCACCUUGAAGCAGAGAGGAUGAAGGUCUGCUCAAACAUAACACUGUUUUCUUGUGAUAAUUUGUGCUGGAAUCCUCUGCCUUGUGGCAAUCACUAUCGUACGAAAACUCGUCUUGCUUUGAAGAGCCAGUCUGCAAAAUCAUUGGCUCAGCACAAUGGGCAGCCUUUUGAAGAGUGUCAUCUUCCUUGUGAAAAGUUAUGCAGGAAGUUGCCCAAUUGUAUGUAUCUAUUUGCAGAGACCUGUCAUCCUGGUCAAUGCUCGCCAUCUGACAAAUACAGCAGAAAGGUUACUGUCCGUUUUCAAUGCCAAAAUUGAGAAAAGAGUGGCUAUGCCUAGAUGUUCAAGCAACCUAUCACAAAGCAGGUCGUGAUCCCAAAGAUGUAUCUUAAAAAUCACUUUGGAAUUGGACUUCUUCCUUGAAAUUCUGAUUGCAAGAGUAAAGGUUGUGGAUCAGGAAUUGCAUUUGCACAAGUCAAAAGUUUUGGAGAAUUUUCUACUUGGUGAUUAGCUCUGGUCACCCAAGAAGAAAGAUACAAUAGACCUGAGGCCCCCAGACAAAAUGAAGAAGGACGUGCUGUUUAGGUCUUUAGUGUUUUUCCAGUAAAGUUAAAAGACUGCCCUAUAGUGUGAUUUGGACACUUGUAAAAAAAGCUGAUGAAGACACACAGGAGUCAGUAUCGACCUUCAAACCUAGUCUAUUUUGCACGUUUGACUUGGUCCCUUAAUAUUUUUUUUACUUCUUCCACUCUCUUACUUGGGCGAAACGUCUACAAUACUAAGUAAAAGACAAAGGUGGGUUCUGAACUUCUGUCAAUGGCGUAGAGUUGCUACUUUUCUUGUGUGGAUGUCAUCAUAUAAUGAGCCCAACGAUUCUAAAUAUUACUCUUUGUUUGGACGAUGAUUUAUCAUGAUUUUAUAUUAUAUAAUAUAAUUAAAUUUUUUAUUUA